GCUCAUUGAAUUGAUGGGGAUUGCCUAAGUCAGGAUCCAUCCAGAGCCUUCCUUGCAGCAUUCCAUUUUGGACUGAUGCCGUUGCCUGCCCUUUAUUUUUCAUAUGUGUUUCUGUCCCUGUCGGUGCCUCAGGCGUUGACAGUGAAGCAGCCCCUACCGGUGGCUGAGCUCUCUCCCUCCUUCUUAAUGCCGAAGCCAGCUUCUUUCAACUAAAGAUGGAAACAUUGGAGUCUGAACUGACUUGUCCAAUCUGUUUAGAGUUGUUUGAAGACCCCCUCCUCCUGCCCUGUGCUCACAGCCUCUGCUUCAGCUGCGCGCACCGGAUCCUCGUCUCCAGCUGCUCUUCCAGCGAGUCCUUAGAGCCUCUUCCUGCCUUCCAGUGCCCCACCUGCCGAUAUGUCAUCUCCCUCAACCAUCGGGGCCUGGAGGGCCUCAAGCGCAAUGUGACGUUGCAGAACAUCAUCGACCGCUUCCAGAAGGCUUCCCUGAGUGGGCCCAACUCCCCUGGCGAGAACUGCCGCAAGCGGCCGCCCUACCGUCAGAGCCCCACCAUGUCGACGGCGGGAGACCGAAUCGCCUGCCAGUUCUGCGAGCAGGACCCGCCCCGCGACGCCGUCAAGACUUGCAUCACCUGCGAGGUCUCCUAUUGCGACCGCUGCCUGCGGGCCACGCACCCCAACAAGAAACCUUUCACCAGCCACCGGUUGGUGGAGCCCGUGCCAGAUGCCCACUUCCGGGGGCUGACGUGCCUUGAGCACGAAAACGAGAAGGUGAACAUGUACUGUGUGGCUGAUGACCAGCUCAUCUGUGCCUUAUGCAAACUGGUGGGGAGGCACCGGGAUCACCAGGUGGCAUCGCUGAGCGAUCGCUUUGAGAAGCUCAAGCAAACUCUGGAGAUGAACCUCACCAACCUGGUUAAGCGCAACAGCGAGCUAGAAAACCAGAUGGCCAAACUGAUACAGAUCUGCCAGCAAGUGGAGGUGAACACCGCCAUGCACGAGGCCAAGCUGAUGGAAGAGUGUGACGAGCUGAUGGAGAUCAUCCGUCAGCGCAAGCAAGUGAUUGCUGUCAAGAUCAAAGAGACAAAGGUGAUGAAGCUGAGGAAGCUGGCCCAGCAGGUAGCCAACUGCCGGCAGUGCCUGGAACGUUCAACCGUCCUCAUCAACCAAGCCGAGCACAUCCUGAAGGAGAAUGACCAUGCACGGUUCCUACAAACGGCAAAGAAUGUGGCAGAGAGGGUCGCCAUGGCAACUGCAUCCUCUCAAGUUUUGAUACCCGAUAUCAAUUUUAACGAUGCCUUUGAAAACUUUGCUUUAGAUUUUUCCAGAGAGAAGAAACUGCUGGAGGGGCUGGAUUAUCUCACAGCCCCCAACCCACCGCUGGUCCGUGAAGAGCUUUGCACAGCUUCCCAUGACACCAUCACCGUCCACUGGAUCUCCGACGAUGAGUUCUGUGUCAGCUCCUACGAGCUGCAGUACACCAUCUUCACCGGCCAAGCCAAUUUCAUAAGCUUGUACAACUCAAUGGACAGCUGGAUGAUCGUCCCCAACAUCAAGCAGAAUCACUACACAGUGCAUGGGCUACAGAGCGGCACGCGGUACAUCUUCCUCGUCAAAGCAAUAAACCAGGCUGGCAGCCGGAACAGUGAGCCCGCCAGGCUGAAGACAAAUAGUCAGCCUUUCAAGCUGGACCCCAAAAUGGCUCACAAGAAACUGAAAAUCUCCAAUGACGGGCUUCAAAUGGAGAAGGACGAGAGUUCCCUGAAAAAGAGCCACACGCCCGAAAGGUUUAGCGGGACAGGAUGUUAUGGUGCAGCGAGCAAUGUUUUCAUUGAUAGUGGCUGCCAUUACUGGGAGGUGACCGUCGGCUCCUCCACCUGGUAUGCGAUUGGCAUUGCCUACAAAUCGGCCCCAAAGAAUGAGUGGAUUGGCAAGAACUCCUCCUCCUGGGUUUUCUCGCGCUGCAACAACAACUUUGUGGUGCGACAUAACAACAAGGAGAUGCUGGUGGACGUCCAUCCGCAGAUGAAGCGUCUAGGUGUCCUCCUGGACUACGACAACAACAUCCUCUCCUUCUACGACCCGGCCAACUCCCUCCACCUCCAUACCUUUGAGAUUUCUUUCGUCCUGCCUGUCUGCCCCACGUUCACCAUAUGGAACAAAUCUUUAAUGAUUGUCUCCGGUCUGCCUGCCCCUGACUUUAUAGACUACCCCGAACAGCAAGAAUGCAACUGCCGGCCACAGGAGUCCCCGUAUGUAUCAGGGGUGAAAACUCUUCAUUGAGGAGUCAAGGAAUUCUCCUUUGCAUCCUCAGGAACUUCUGUGCAAUGAGACUGGAAGGUGGACCUCUGGAUCCUGUAGUGUUUGGCAGCGACUCGCCACGUCUAGCUUGCCGAUGGUCCAGAGGAAAACCCACCUUACGUGGCACAACAUGUUGAGGAAUGAGGAUGGAUAUUUCAAGGACUUUAAGAAUAUAUAUGUUUUAUAUUUUCAGGGUAGCACUACUGAAUUUUCUCUGACAGAGUUGGCAUGUCUCGUUUAUCUCCUGGUGGGAGAAAUAGUGUUGAAGCAGGAAGAGGGGGCGGGGGUGGUCAGAGCUUCCCCAGAGUAGACUUGUGAGAGUUUCCUCCUACUAAGUGAGGAGAGAGACGGUGCGUAUGUGUGAAUUCUAAGGAUACCUAGCAGUUCUCCAGUUCGCCAUUUUGCGAGAGCCAAGCAUAAUUGGAAGCCAUUACAGUAUCUUGAAAACACGGGACUGUCUCACGUCAUACAGAAGGGUUGCUUCUUUUCAUACUCUGUAGACUCUGUGAGGGUGAGAUGGGUCUCGGCUUUGAAAACAUCCUUUACCUUACUUAUUCUGGAGGGAAAACCUUAGGAAAUGCAUAUGAGUGCAGAAAACUAAACAAAACCUAGCGGUUCUUUCCCCUGAAACAUCCACACCUGUCAAAUGCUUUUAGUCUUGGAAGUCUAGGAUAGCCUUGAUGUUGACAUACAGUGGUCCUUUUAUCUCCUGCAGUUCCCAGCAUCCAUUGUGUGCUGAUAUUUUGGCAUAAAUGUCAGAAUCUUCACUUUUGCUGAAACAAAAGCCCAAACCACUUCUUUCCUUCAGCCGUUGGACGGAAUACUUACCAAUGUAUAAAAGGGUCCACUGUUUUCCAAUGCCCUUUAUGUUUUUCUUUUCUGGACCAUCUUUCAUCAUCCAUGCCUUUUCUCAAGACGUUUGUCUGCUUCUUCUAGAAACCUGACAUUUUUCUGCAGUUUCCCGGAUAGCUCAAGUUGAGCUCUAAAACACGCAGGCAUUCGGGAUGGGGUAGUGGCUGUAGUGAUGGGCUCUACCAGCUCCUUACUGUGGAAGAUGGAGAGAUGCCAUCAUGAGCUCACUCACCCUCGGACCUGCAGGAAGAUGGAUCACUCCCCAGCAGGAAAGCUCUACUUGGGCCAUACCAUGUUAGAGUGAGGGGCACUCACGUAGGCAUAUGCACAGACCAUCAGGAAGAAGGGUUCUAGCUUGUUCUUGCUAACUUUCUAAACUUCUUCACAAAGGACAAUCUGGAGUUGUAUGGAAGAAGAUCUGAUUCUCUCCCUACCACCUUGCAGUCUGAACAGGUACUUCUAGUGACAGCUAAGAGGCUGGCUGCAUGGACUGCAUUGGGCCAAUGCACUCUUAAAUAGUCUAUAUACAGCAACCAGACAACAUCUUUCUGGAGCAAACUAGCCUGUCCCCAGAGUGUCCUUACCAGUGCUUCUCUAGCCUCUGUCAAGGGGAUUCUGCUAUUUUGGUGCAAGUAGAAUUGCUCUGGUUUGGAUUGGUUCCAGUGUGUGUGAUUGCUGGAACCAACCCAAAGUAAGCCUGCCAAUUUGAAUAUGCCAAUAUCAUGAAGCAGCUUAGUAAGCAAGCCACUUCACAAUAUUGGCAAAUGAAUCACUUCCCCUGCUCACAAGAGGGCAGAGGAAGUCAAUUUUUUUUUUUACUGUAUAUAGACUAUUGCUGAUAUGCUGCAUCAAGUUAUUACACAAAUUUAACAAACCCAUGGUAGUGGAUUCGGCUGCAGGUAAUGUCUCAUCCAGCCCUUUAAGAAAAGACAAAGAAAAGUUUAAAGAAAAUACUGAUGCAGCACAUCAGCAAUAGUCUAU
Messenger RNA from Pogona vitticeps (central bearded dragon), 4133 nucleotides. Lineage: Eukaryota; Metazoa; Chordata; Lepidosauria; Squamata; Agamidae. The record is from RefSeq and is a predicted model, not a curated record.